Messenger RNA from Knipowitschia caucasica, 3165 nucleotides. The record is from the annotation of a GenBank genome assembly. Lineage: Eukaryota; Metazoa; Chordata; Actinopteri; Gobiiformes; Gobiidae.
AUGCGGGCAGGUGGCGACAGCGCUAGACACGCACCCCACCGGGCCACUGCGGUCGCCCCCCUGGAUCGCCCGUCGUACCACACCAUUCCCCCCCUGGAGCCCCGGCUGCCACCCCCCCGCCUGUUGGCCGGCGCACGCCCACCCGCCACGCACCGGCGCCUCCAACCCCCCCCCGCGUGGAUCUCCCGUCCCUCACGCUGCCCACGCCGACCUGUCCCCCCCCCGCCGCCCCCCACCGCAAUCCCGCCCGUAGGAGGUAACCCCCCCCCUGGCCCACGGGAACCGCUCCCCCCCCCCCAGCAUGCCCGCGCGCCCCCCCUGCCCCUUCCAAGCGCCGGGUUACCCGCAAUCCGCCUACCAGCCCUUGCGCUCGGCCCCCCACCCUCCCCCCCUCACCCUCGCCCCGCCGCCCUCGACUGCAGUGAGAACCCCCGGCCGGGGGGCGAGCCCCCCCGGUGCCCUCUCGCCACCACCCACCGUGUGGCCGUCACCCGUCGCCCCCUUCGCCCCCAGAGUGCACGCUCGGGGCGCACCACAAAUACACCCCCCCACCACAGAAAAACGAAGGCCCCCCCGCGACUGACUGCCCAACACAGCCCCCCUCGCCCCGGAACGCCCGCCCAGCUACCCGGUCCUCCUGUACUGCGGUACCGGUACCGCCCCCCACCGGAGCAGGGAGCGAUCCCCUGCCGCACCCCGAGCCGGCUCCCUCCUCCCCGGGGGGGGCGCGACAGGCCGACCCCGCGGAGGUUCACGCCCCCCGCGCGAUCGCGCCCCGCAUCCGCCUCCCCCGUGGGCCGCCACUGCCGCCCAUCCGCGGCGCUUCCCCGAUGCCCUCCCCUUCGGUGUGGGUGGGGGGGGCGCGCCCCGAUGCCCCGUCGCCCCGGAGCGCGUGUCACUCCGUCCGCAAUCCCCCCUCCCUCGGCGCCUCCGCCCGCCCCGCCUAGCCCGGUCCCCCGCUGGUGCCCCGCGUGGCCCCCCCACCGCGCGCGCCUGCCCCGUCCGCUGAAGCCCGUGAGUCCGGGACCCCUCCCCCCCCCCCGCUCCGCCUCGCCGCGGGGGAGGGGCUCCCGUAAGACUCUCACGGAAACCCCACGUCUGGCCCCCAUCCGGACCACGACACGCGAGCCCCUACCGCCACCGCUACCGCGGCACGUGAAAAAACGCCGCUCCCCCCCCCCCACUACCGGGUUCCCACCGCGCUGCCGCGGCCGGCCCCCGGCGCCCCCAUGGUAUGCGCCCGGGCCGGCCCCGCCCCCACUCCCCCCAGGGCCCGACCGCGCCACGCCCUGCCCCUCGGCCCGCCCCCGCGGGCGACCCAUGGUCACCGCACCCAGGUGUGCCGAGCGCCCCGGCUCGCCGAAACGUGACCCCGCACACGGGCCCGGCCCGGAGGCUCUCGUCCCCGCCUGUUCUGGUGGGGCCCCCCCGCUGGUGGUGGCGUCGGGCCCGUCUGGGCCCGCCGAGGUGCCACGGGCCGACCGGCCGCGCCCCGCGGAGAGGACACACGUGCCGCCGCGCGAGGCUAGUUGCCGGGGGACAGGGUCCCACCCGCCCCCCCCGGGGGCAGCCGCCCCGCACAGCGUGGUGCCCCGGCCCCGCCGUCCCAGCGCCCGGCCCAUCCCCGAGCACCUCCGGGGCGGCCCCCAGCCCCGGCGACCACCGGCCGCCGGCAGCGACAGCCCGCGCAGCCGACUGGCCCCCCCUCGUCUGACGGAGCUCCCCCCGGCCCCCCCCGCCCGGGGUCGCCCCCACGCCCCCGGCCCCAACCGCCACGGGCCCGCCUGCCGCGCGCGUCCCCACCCCCCGUGCUUGAGCGACCCCCGGCCCCCCCGUCCCCCCGGCCCCGUCGGCCCCCUGGUCCACACCGGGGCGCCCGAUCGCGCUACCCCCUCGUCCCCUCCGCGCUGUCAAGCAUGCAGGGUGCCUCCCACCCCCGGGCCCCCUCCGCUACGCUUGGGGGGUGCCGCCGCUCGCGCCAUCGCCCCCGCCACACCUACCCCGGCCGCGCCGGGCGCUCGACUCCCGACCCCCACCAAGCACUCAACCAGCGCCGGCCAGCCCCGGUCAGUCCAACGCACAGAACACGCGGGGGGACGACGCGCCCCGUCGCCCCACCGGGGGUGGGGGUGGGAGUCACCCACCCACAGGCGCCUGCACAAAACUGGCGCCCCAGUCACACCCGACCCUCCCGCGCAGGGCGCCACCACUUGUCCCACCCCCCCGCGAAGCCGGCCGCGCCCCCCGUCCGCGCCCAGCGCCCCCGCGCCCCCCCCUCACAGCCCGCCCCCGGGGGUGUGUGGUUGGGGGCUCUGUCCACCCCCUCCGGCGUCACGGGACGGGCCCAACAAGGGUGCGCGGGGCCCCGGCGUCCCGGGGCCCCCCCUUUCCGGCCCCCUCCCCCCCGGCCUGAACGCCUCUCCGCCCUCCGGGGGGUGGAGGGGGCCCCGACGGCCGCCCGGUCGCCCACGCGGGGACAACAAGAGCGUAUCCCCGCGCCCCGUCUCCGGGGCCCCCGGCACCGACCCCACCCACGCGGCCCGGGCGCAUGGCCCACCGUCGCACCGGGGCCCCCAAGGGGGGGUGGCAGGCGGCUGCUCCUCGCAUGCAUCCCCCGCCGUCCCGACGGGCCGCGCCGCCCCACGCCGGGCCUGGGCUCCGCCCCCCCCUGCGCCCGUUCCCCCCGUUCCGGCGGUCCCGUGGCCACCCCACCCGCCCUUCCCCCCGUUCCCCCUGUCGCCACCUGUCCCGCUCUCCCCUCCGCCCCCCCUAUCGUCCGGGCGCUCCCUGCCCGUGCACUCCCCGGGUGGUCCCGCCGCCGUGGUGGCUUGCCCCCCCCCCCGGCUAGGCCACUGGGCUAGCCUGGGGGGGGGGGGGGGGGGGGGUUGUCACACCCGCGGGCCGUGGCACCCCGACCCCGCCGCUACCCGGAUGCCCGCCGUCGGCCCCAGCCGGCCCACCCCCGGGGCGGGCAGCGGCCGGCGCCGCUCCCGGUGCAUGGCCCUCGACGCCGCGUUCCCGUUUCAACCCCGCACCCGCCGCGCCGCCCGCCCCCCGCCCCGAGGUGGCGUCCUCCCCCCGCCACCCCCGCGUGGCCUCGCCUCUUGCGCGCCGGCCGACCCCCCGCGCCCCCCCCCGGGCCCGACCUCGCCGCGCCCCCACUGA